This is a messenger RNA of Periophthalmus magnuspinnatus, 6346 nucleotides long. RefSeq names its product activin receptor type-1B-like. The record is from RefSeq and is a predicted model, not a curated record. Bases 94 to 1638 code for a protein of 514 amino acids. Lineage: Eukaryota; Metazoa; Chordata; Actinopteri; Gobiiformes; Gobiidae. The transcript has 9 exons. Gene Ontology annotation, biological process: nervous system development; activin receptor signaling pathway; cellular response to growth factor stimulus. Gene Ontology annotation, molecular function: ATP binding; activin binding; activin receptor activity, type I. Gene Ontology annotation, cellular component: activin receptor complex; plasma membrane.
GGCUGGCGUGUCUUCCCAUUUUCUGACAGUCGCCUCUGUGUUUGUCAUUACAUCAAUGGCCACCUCUUACUUGAGCUAACUUCACCUUUAUUUAUGCGAUGCUCCGGGUCCUCCUCGACCAUGGCUAACCUUGGGAUUUAUGUGGCGUUGUUGAUUUUGCAGGCAGUCCAGUUUAAAGCCUGCCACGCCCUCUGGUGUAACUGCUCCACAGCCCAGUGCCUGGCAAAGGGGUCCCGCUGUGAGACGGAUGGGGCAUGUAUGGCCUCGUCGUCGAUCAUCGGGGGCGAGGAGCAGCGCAUUCGGACAUGCAUCACUCGGGACAAACUGGUACCGGCCGGUCAGCCCUUCUUCUGCCUGAGCGCAGAGGGCCUCAUGCACAUCCACUGCUGCUACACAGACUACUGCAACAGCAUCGACCUUAAAGUGCCCACUGGAACCACUGCCCCUGCUCUGGGUGGUGGGUAUGGCCCCGGGGGCAGGUGGGGUCUGGUGGAGCUGGUAGCCGUGGUUGCGGGACCUCUGUUCCUAUUCUGUGUGCUGCUGCUGUUGGGCCUGUGUCUGUACCAGUACCAGCACCGUGCCUAUCACCAUAGACAGAGGCUGGAGGUGGAGGACCCCUCUUGUGAGCACCUGUAUCUGCCCAAAGACCGCACCCUCCAGGACCUCAUUUACGACCUGUCCACCUCCGGCUCAGGCUCAGGCCUGCCUCUGUUUGUGCAGCGGACUGUGGCCCGGACCAUCGUGCUGCAGGAGAUCAUUGGAAAAGGGCGUUUUGGAGAAGUGUGGCGCGGCCGCUGGAGAGGAGGAGAUGUUGCAGUCAAAAUCUUUUCAUCCAGAGAGGAGCGGUCCUGGUUCAGAGAGGCCGAGAUCUACCAGACCAUAAUGCUCCGACAUGAGAACAUAUUGGGAUUUAUAGCGGCUGACAAUAAAGAUAACGGCACAUGGACUCAGCUUUGGCUCGUGUCUGAUUACCAUGAACACGGCUCUCUGUUCGAUUACCUGAACCGAUACUCCGUCACCACUGAAGGCAUGAUAAAACUGGCCUUGUCUGCUGCCAGCGGCCUCGCACACCUGCACAUGGAGAUACUGGGAACGCAAGGAAAGCCCGGCAUCGCUCACAGAGACCUGAAGUCAAAGAACAUCCUGGUAAAGAAGAACUGCACCUGCGCUAUCGCCGACCUGGGGCUCGCCGUGAGACACGACUCUGCCUCCGACACUAUCGACAUCGCCCCCAACCAACGAGUGGGCACCAAGAGGUACAUGGCUCCUGAGGUCCUGGACGAGACUAUAAACAUGCGUCACUUUGACUCGUUUAAAUGUGCAGAUAUUUACGCUCUGGGGCUGGUCUACUGGGAGAUCGCACGCCGCUGCAACACUGGAGGGAUCUUGGAGGACUACCAGCUGCCGUACUUCGACCUGGUGCCCUCUGACCCCUCCAUCGAGGAAAUGAGGAAAGUCGUGUGUGACCAGAAACUCCGACCCAACAUCCCCAACUGGUGGCAGAGUUAUGAGGCCUUGCGGGUUAUGGGUAAAAUCAUGCGUGAGUGUUGGUAUUCAAAUGGAGCAGCUCGGCUUACUGCUCUGCGCAUCAAAAAGACCCUCUCCCAGCUCAGCGUCCAGGAAGACAUCAAGGUCUAAACCCGAGGUACCCAAUGUGUCUGCCAAGCAUCGCAAAUGCACUGGAACGACUAAAGCAAUGGACUCUUUUAUAAGGAACUGACAGAGAUUGCACAAAGUCAAAGAAGGACGUGAGAGACUGUGGCACAUGCAGAACCAGUCAAAGUUUGGACACAACUCCCUAUUAGUUUUACAUAGGAAAAUGAUUCAUCUGAGGGCGCGAUUAUACUUCUCCUUUUCUGGACCUGGUUUGAGACCAGUUCUAGACCAAAAUCCUAAUGUAGAUUUGGUCUGGUCCCGUUCUAGUUCUGAUUUAGUCCUGGUCUAGUCCAGUUUUAACAGUUCAGGCUUAACAGUUUAGUCUCAAUUUUGAUGUAGUUAUAGUACAAGUGUUAACACACCCAUAGUCAAUAUAUUAGGUUCUCUUUCAGAAUGGACUUUUGCUGUCACGGUGAUGCUAACAACAACUAGCAUGCAAAUGCACACUUCCUGAUUGUCAGACAAUAAAACAUUUUAUAAUUGGAUGCAGACAGUACACAGCGGACUUACCUCAAGAGCUGCUUAUACAAAAUAUCUGUACUGGAGCAAGACACAUUUUGUCUAGAUAUGAAAAAAUAUGAAUACUUUUUUUUACACACGGGUGUUAGUGCACAUUACUUACUAUACACUAAUAAGUGCUUUUUAAACACUACCCAAUACCAGAUUAACCACUAGGACUAGACCUGUCAUGAUAACAAAAAAAUGUAAAUACCAUAUAUUGUUACAGAGAAGUAUGGAGAUAAAUGAUAAUAUUGAAACUACUUUAUGCCACUAUCACAAAACAAAAUAAUCCCAGUAAAUUUAAAAUUAGUUAUCAUUAUAAGAUCAGAGCUGCAAGAAGUAAAUAAUCAGCCAUAGAAGUUAUUUAUUUCACCCUCUAGAGCUCAUAAAAAUGGCAAGAGCCUGCCCACUAUUGCAAAGAAAUGGUACACAAGAUAAAUAUUGAGUCCCAAAAUAUAUUGUUUCAUCUUUCAUAUUGUUUCAUCACAGUUAGUGAUUAAGUGAUGUGGUCCCUAAACUAAAGUGCUACCAGAAUGACCUUUUAAAAACAUGAAUUUUUAAUGGGUCACCAUGCCACAGAUCAGACUUGUAACAUGGCCAGGCCUAACUAGCACACAAUUUACCACUUAGUUAAUGAUGAAGUGAUGCAGUCUCUAAACUUAAGUGUUGCCUAAACACCUUUUAACAGAUUAAUUUUUUGCCUUUUUAAAACGCAAAUUCCAACAUAGAAAUCUGACCUGCUCAAUUGUAUUGAAUUUUAGACUAUUAUAAUGCCACAUGAAUGCACCCUAUAACACUACAAACAGGAUGUGAGCAACAACUUGAAAAUUACUGAUGGGGGGGAAAACUGUGUCUUAACUUUCGACUGGUGCUAAAAACUGUAAAAUAUUUAAAUUUUUAUUUAAACCACUCCUGCCACUUUCGAUGGUUUCCGAUGAACCCUACCUCGCUUACCCAGCCAAACAAGCACCUUUUUGUCCUCAGCUACUCCUGCCCAAAACCUGAACCGAAUCUUCUGUUUUUACACUACUGAAAAUGUACCUUGGACUUUUUGUACUUGUAUGCAAUCAAUAGCAGGAUAUGUGAUUAACCUAAUAAUGGGGUAUUUCAAGAAGUAAGGCUAUGUCAAGUUGAAGUUUUGUUUGAAUCUGGAGUAUCUUAACUUAUCCUGACCUUAAAACUUUUUACUAUAAUGCAUACAGGUUUAAAGACACCUUAAAAUUCACAAAGCAUCGAUCUAAGCCAGUUAUUUCAGUCUUUUUAAGCAUCCAAGACAUUUACUGCAAUUUUUACAUAGCGUUGUAUUGCCAUUCACCACCAGAACUGAACCAGAGACCAUCUAGUUCAGGGAAAUAUGCUUAAUUUGCUCAGAAAUUCCUGAUAUAUCUCACAGUUAGGGGUAGGCAUAGGAUAUUGAAAAUUGGAAAUAAUUGCAAUUAACGAUAAUAGCAUAAGGAUUAUUAAAAUGGCUGACUGUUUUAAAAUGUCACAGGAAAAUAAACUGCUACACUUAUACACAGUAGUUUCUAGAGAUUGUGAAAAAAGUGAAAAACGGCAAAGAUCUUGAACACAAAAUUUUGAAUAAGUAGAUUUUGGUUGCAUAAUCUGGUACAAAGGCAAUUAUCUCUUUGGACUAGUUUCUUUAAAAAAAAAAAACAGUUUGAAUGGGACAAAAAUUGAUCAAUAUAUCUGUAAUUAUCCCUAUGACAAUAUUCAGACAGGCAUGAACUGAACUGUAAAAUGUACCAAUGCUUAUUUUUGACUCCAUACACCUGGAGUAUUCCACAAUUUUCAAAUUAAAUAUAAAAAUUUGAUAUAGAAUUUUUGUAUUAAGCGUUCUUAGAGCCUACUUCCUGAAAUACCCCCCUAUAGUCUUCAGUCACUGUAUUGUUCUACACAGAAUUUUGUCUCCGUAAUGGUAGUUAGUUUCGUUGGGAUGUUUUUAACUUAUUUUGAUAUUGUUGUGGAUAUAUAAAUAUUAUGGGUGUAGUGUACUUUACUUUGUGCCAUGCGUUUACCACAGAGGGGCUAUGAAGAAAUCCUUAAAAGGGCAAAUGAAUCGCCACUGUUGUGAAAUAUUAAAAUGAUCACAUUCAUAUAUGGAAAGCAUUGGGGACAGAGGAGGAAGUAUAGUCUGUAAAUGAGGUUUUGAAAGAUUAGAAUCACGCCACAAAAACAGUUUUACUAAUCUAACUAACUAUAUCUUUCUUGUCAAAUGAACACAACUUAAUAUCAUUUUUAAUAUGCAGUUUAUGCCCUGAUUGAUUAAAUAUGAGCUGGAUUCAUAACAUCAACAUUUCUUAGCAGUUAAACAAUGAGUAGACUAGUCCUGCAAGUUCUCUACUUCAUUUUUCUUAUAAACUUUCCAAAAAAUAAGUGUUGGGAGAUGAAAUAUUCCAUACAGGCUGUAGGGUAACUACUAUAGCCAUAAAACUAAUAUAACUUUAACUGAAUUCAUAACAGCAACAUUUCUUAGGUUCUUAGGAGUUCUUUUGAUUCAGAUGAUUUCAUUAUCGUCAUUGGCAACAAAGCUGGUUAACCUUUGUUGUGCCUUUUUGAAAUUGUUAACAUUUAAUUAAUUUUAUCCACCUACUUAACCUAUUCAAACAUUCAAGACAACUUAUCUCAAAUAUUCUCCCUAUUUGGUCUCACACUUUAACUGAACAUUUGGAUAGUAUGCCCCCUACUGUUUGAUACAUGAUACUGCAUCCUUUAGUUCAUUUGAAAAAACUUAUGUCCCCAAAUCAGUCCACAAAAGGUAUAAAUUUUAUGUACCACUGCCCCAUAAGCUGUAACAAACCUCAGGACUUUUUUUUUUUUUCAUUUUCAAUAAGGCAUGAGAAAAUCUAUGGUAUGCAUCUCACCUAUGAUUGUAACGUAGUGUAGUAAUAGUUUUGAUUAGCAGCAGGUGAAGGGUGUGAGAAGUUGGACAUUGCUCUGAUCAGUUUGAUAACGAGGUACCAACGACUUACAAGAGUUAUGUAUUUAAUUAUAUGUCUAUAGGAAAUGGUUGGGACAUUGACACAGCAACUCGCUGCAAUACAAAAACAAGAGAUUUAUUAUGAAAGACUCAAUUGGGGAAAUACAAUGAUUUUUAAUAGAUGUAAAAACUAUUAAAAAUUGAACACAUGCAAAAAUAUUAAUAUACCAUAAAAGGCACUCUGAGACAUGUUCCUCUGUCACUGUGUAGUCAUAUUGAGGAAUAAUUUUAUUUUACAUUGGCGAUAUGUUACAAUUUAAAGCUACCAUCUGUUUGCUUUUUUCACCAGUACAUGGCAGAUGUGAAACUUGCCCCCCGCCUCCCCUUACCUGGCCUUUGUUCAGGCUUACCUCUGCGCUUUGGUCUUCUUCUGUCAGACCAAAUCUGGCACACUAUCAGACAGCAGUAACAUAGAUAGCAUCUAGUGGUGAGAUGUGAGAAUACAACGGGGGGUGGGUCGGCCAAUGUAAUUAUAGAUGGUAGCAAAACUCAAUGAUUUUUAGUCCAACUUUUUGGGGGAUUUUUUAGAGAAUUUUAUGUACUGAUAUUUAAGGAAUUAUAGGAUCAUUUUAUUUUGACAUUUGUUGUUUUAAUAGAGGAAACCAUUUUACACACUCCUACUCAUGUGUUGACAUAUUCCUAUUGUAAAUUAGUACUUCUUAAUAUCUCCUCUAAAAUCUAUAUUACACUGUACCUCCACUAUAUCAAACGUGCUGCAUGUGUGUCUUCUUUAAAUUUUCAGGAAAUUUGAGCACUUUACAGAGUUAUUCUUAGGUUAUAUUUUUGUCUCCACUUUUAUUUUGAAAAACGUUUAUGCAUUGUGCACUACUACUGCUGACCUCACAGCACCAAACCAAAUAUUCUUCCCACAAAAACUACUACUUUUUUAAAAAACUGAACUACUUAAAACUACUGAAAUUUAGACGUUUAGUAAACAAUUUUAACUGGAAAUUGUGAAUGUGUUUUUAAUCACUGGAAAAGCAAAACUGCAACUCUUAUAAAAUUAACGUCACUGGAAAAUCUCUGGUAAAACACUAAAUGUAAUAAUGGAUUUUUGAAUGGGUUUAUCUCACUGUGUAAAAAGGGGGUGGUGGGUCACGAGAAUGUAUUGAAUCUGCAGGUUUUUGAGGCUCUGUCAAAUUCCAAACAUGUAAAGGUGAAUUCAGGUCUUCAUGUAAAUCUAUAAUAAAGUAUUGUUGUUUUCCUAAA